UGCGUAAUCUCUUGAGCAAACGUGAAAACAAUGGCGAUUUAUGAUUGUCUCAAAAGACAGCAAGAUCCAAUUUGGACUCAGUGCGAGGUGGAAAAAUUCUGGGAUGUGUUGCAACCGUAUCUAGCUCAUCUCCUUACCGGUGAAAUGCCACUUCCAGAAUAUAGCAUCAACUUCACAUCUAUAAGCUCAAAUAGCGAAAAAGACAGGCAAUUCUGCAUGGACGUAAUACAUGGCUCUUUGUGGAGAGGAAAGUACUCGCUUGCAGUAGCAAAUUUGAAAGCCGUGGAGGCCUUCUUUGAUUGCAGAAACAAGAUUAGCGAAUGUAACACUGCAGAGCAGCUGCGUUUGCUGGAAGUCGUUUUCAAACGCAGGCCUGUUGAAAGGCGUCAUGUCUUGCCGCAAUAUCCAGUGGCAAUGUAUGGGAACAACUCCAUAUCACCUUCCAGUUGUAAGAUGUCUGUUGUACAGUUACGUAAUCAAAACAUACCUGUUUUACACUGGCAACAUUUAAUCACGUCUCGGCACCGGUUGUAAAUAUCAGGUCUCAUCACCGUAACGUAACGCACCAUAACACAACGUAACGCAGGAUUACAUAACAGUAAACAGCGUAGUAUUUCUCGUUACAUACGCGGGGAAAUAUGGCCUGAAAGAGACAUCGCAAAAUCUUCAGGUUGACCUGUUCCGUAUUAGCAAGACUAAAGAGCUAGUGGAAAUAAUCUUUCAGGGUCUUUUUUUUUUUAAAUUUUAGCUUACUUGAAGUGACAAAAUUUCCUAGUAGUUUCAUCAUAUGUAAAUUACAAAGAGCAGCAUGUAGAAUAUUUUCAAUUUUUCUGCAAAUGCAGUGUAAUGAGAUCAACAUUGUGAAAAUUUUAUCGCAGCGGCUGAAACAUGAUGAUAAAACGCUUUUGUUUGCAUUGAUUCGGCGGUGAAGUGGCAGAAGAUUUCUUGUAUAUAAAAAUGUAUUUAUUGUCGCUGAUGUAAGAGCUGAGAGAACGCUAUAUAUAUAUAUAUCUUAUUAACCAAGCGCAAGGGCCGUACUGGGAGAAUAUCGGCCCGAGGUCUUGACACUACGGACCGAGCGCAGCGAGGUCCGUACGUACAAUAAAGACCGAGGGACGAUAUUCUUCCAGUACGGUCCCGAGCAAGCUUGGUUAAUAAGAGAUUUAUUAUACGACUGAAGUUCAAAGGGACA
Messenger RNA from Stylophora pistillata, 1192 nucleotides. RefSeq lists its product as uncharacterized. The record is from RefSeq and is a predicted model, not a curated record. NCBI's taxonomy places the organism in Eukaryota, Metazoa, Cnidaria, Anthozoa, Scleractinia, Pocilloporidae.